This is a messenger RNA of Betta splendens (Siamese fighting fish), 4442 nucleotides long. Its product is annotated as limbin-like. Gene Ontology annotation, biological process: smoothened signaling pathway. The transcript is spliced from 23 exons. NCBI's taxonomy places the organism in Eukaryota, Metazoa, Chordata, Actinopteri, Anabantiformes, Osphronemidae. Gene Ontology annotation, cellular component: plasma membrane protein complex; ciliary membrane. Bases 301 to 4299 code for a protein of 1332 amino acids. The record is from RefSeq and is a predicted model, not a curated record.
UUCCUCAAGUUUUGGAAAUGUUUUCCGAAGUUGUUCAUCAACGGUAUGUUCGUUUAUAAGCCUUUGAAACGGCGCCGUUAGUUCUUCUUAAAGUAACGCUGGUUAUUAUAGAAGUAACAUGUUUCUGUGCGCCAGAAACGUUUCUGCGAUAGAUGUUUGCUGUAAAAAAGCCGCUGGGACGUUUUCGUUGCGGACCGUAACGGCGGCACCGUCAUGAAACCAGGCGCGCCGUUAGCUAGCGGUUCCCCUCGGUGAGAGCGGGACGACACCACGAAUGCUGCCCGCACCCUCCGUCGCGUUAUGGUCAUUCCUCUUAGAUACGUAGACGUCUUAAACGUCCUAGUGUGGUGCUGUUUUCCACCGUCGCUUUGUUCCCGUUGCUGUAACGAUGUGAGCGGUCGUGAGACUCGACGUGCCGGUGAGACGGUGCGCGGUGCUGGACGUCAGCAUGAAGACGGCACUUCUCGGGAUUCAACAUUACUACAGCAUCAUUUGUCUGAGAAAACGCAGAGCCUCUCGAGUGCAAUGCAACACAACCGAGGUGGGAGAUCAGCGAAAGUGAGAAACAUUAGGAAGGAUGUUUUGGUGUCCAUCUUUUCUUCAGCUCAUGCUCCUCCAUGGAGACCCUCCUUCUACACAUUAUUUACCCAUGUGUCCCGGCGUGGCCCCAGAAGCACACUAACCAGAUACAACCUGGGCCACACUCUGCCUCAGGUUCAGAGUGUGGCCCAUCCAUCUGCAUUUGGAGUCAGAUUCCGCAAAUGUGCAGUUGUGAAGCUUGAUGUUGAUCCUCCACAGCUGAUGUUUUUCCUGCUGAUUCACACCAAUGGCAGCAAUUUGUCUCAGGUUGCUAUCCGGGACUCAAUUUCUGGAAUAAUACCCCUUAAAACUGAAGGCAGGGUGGUAGAAAAAGGCUACCAGACAUUUGCCAUUGAUUCACUGUCCGCUGGGUCUCAGGUUGCUGUCAACUAUACUGCUCAAGUAAGGAGUCACAAGAGUGAACUUAUGGACCUUCCAGCUUUUCUCACCUUUUCCAAUGCCUCACAGAAUGAUGUCAGCAUGUUUGGUCCACUAACAGCUAAUCUAACACUAAGGGUGAAUUCUACUGACAGGAUAUAUCCUAACCAUGGAGUUCAUUUUGCUGGAUUUGUUGCUGGAUUCUGUGUCACUUUGGUGCUGCUGCUGUUUGGGUUUAUUGCAAUGAACCUAAUAACAUCCAGAACCAGGCUGAACCUUCUUCACCAAAGGAGAAACAGAGGUGACUCAGACCCAGAGUAUGCAGACUGCAACAUAAGUGAGACCGUUAAAGAGGAGGCAGCAUUUGAAGACAAGAUGGUUGACAUCAUGGUACUGGAAGACCCCCAAAACAUGUAUCAGGCUUUGGAGAAUCUUGAGAUGUCUACGCUGCUGCGAGCCACUAGUAACCUGGAAACCACCCGAAUUCAGAUCUACAAGGACGUGAUGUCCUCGCUCCUGGCCGGCCUGAAGAACCAGGGCCAGGCCAGCUCCCAGGCGCAGCAGAGGCUGCUCAGUGUGCUCCACGGACAGCUUCAGGGGAUGGAAGGUCGGCUGAAGGAAGAGAGAGGGGCCCGCAUGGCUGCUCUGGCUGCUCGUUGUAACCUGGAAACACGGGAAGAAAUGGAAGCAGAGCACUGCCGGGAAACCGCUGAAAAAGCUCAGGCUGAGUUGCUGUGUAAACAUGCAGACCAACAGGCGCUCCUCCAGUGCAGUGUCCUCCUGGAGAAGCUGCACAAGUUGAGUCAGAGUCGGCUCCAGCGCAUACUGUUAGUUCGACAUGAAGAAGCCUCAGCAAAGGUCCAAAGACAGAUCAUUGAGUGGCGCCGGGUGGAACUCCACAAGAUCUUUGCAGAGGAACUAGAGGAGGCCACAAGGAUGGGCGAAUUGGAGAAGAGCACAGCCAAAAGUCUUCAGCAUGAUUACUUUACAUGUCAAGAUCAGCUAGAAGAAGUUCUGGAUGUGAUCCUUGCCAAUCAGCGUUGUGUGCUGUCUGAACGGCAAGCACAGAGGAAGUUCCUGCUGCACAGUCUCCACAGUCUCAAUAGCCUAAUUACAGACAUCUUUUCCAGUACCUCUAGAAAUCUGGACAGCUGGUUUAUUCACAUUAGGAGAGGGAGCACUCUUCCCACCGAGCAAAUAGACCAGCUACAGGAAAAGGCUCAGAAAGACCUGGUGAUGGCGAGGCAGAGACUUGAUGAGACUCUGGGUCAAGAGAGAAGAGCUAUGCGCUGUAGCCUCAUCAAGAGGAGAAGAGAGCUCAUCUCUGAAAUGCUGUGCCGCCACAAGCAGAGACAAAAGGAUCUGUCGGGUCUGUCCAAAGGUCUGGAGGGAAAGAUAGAAGUAGCCCAGCACCUCAGGUGUUGGCAGGACAUACUCACAGCUCACAGCCUGGAGGUAGCUGAGCUCAUAAACAAUCUGGACGAGGAGGCUACAGCUGACAUACGCAAGGUGACCAUGCGUGUCAUCCAAGGUGCCAUAGCAGAAGUCAAAGCCAUCCAGCCUUCUGCAACACAAGCUGUGCUGUCACUUUUGCCUCCUGGGUCACAAUGCUCCCUAAUGCAAGUGGAACCAGAAUCAGGUCCUGGAGCAAACUCUCUCCUGCAGGGCCAGGAGAGGCUGCACCAGGAAGGCAAGGCAGCUUUACACACACUUAGCUGCACUAGAGAGGCUCUCCAGGAUGCCAUGGAGAGAGAGAUGCAGGAGCAGAGGGAGCUCAGGGAAUGCUGCAGAUCUUUCUUCAGGUAUUUGUGCUCUUCCCAGCUCACCCUGUCCGAAGACGACAGGCUGAGAAUGAAACUGGAAUUUCAGAAGUGUCUGUCUGUGAUGGACCUUUGCCUGGUUCUUCCUUACGCUGUUUCCAGAAUGAAACUUCAUACUGCCCUAGCCGCUUGGAGAAAGGACAAUGAAAAACAGAUGAUAAAUUCACAAUUCAAGAGCGAGAGCAAACAGAAAAUGGACACAUCUGAUGUGAUGCAUUUCCAAAAAAAGCUCAAGGACAGAAUCCAGCUGUUUGAGAGGGAAAAGGAGAUGGAGAGUGGUUUCAUGAACAAGGUGUUAGAGGAGAUGCGUAAGGAAAGAGAGGACGACCUCCGCUCUCAAGCCAACAACGUGGCGAUGCAGAUGGCUGCCAUUCACUACCAGAAGGCUGAGAGAAGGUGUAAAGUCCUGGAGACCUCCAGAGCUAUGGUCACCCUGCACAGCAUGCUGAUUCAGCUCCUCAGAGAGAAAAAGAACCUGGAGACACAAGACAUGGCUCAGAGUAUACAGAGUUACUGCUCGGGCCUAGAGGAAGCAGAGCAGGAGCUUCAGAAUGAGAAGACAGAACUAGACAACCUGGAGAUGUGCAAGACCAAAGUUGGGUCAAAUGAAACACUUGGAGAGGAUUCAGAUGAGGGGGAGAAUGCCACUGAGGAAGAUAAAGUGUUUCAGCUGCAGGAGGACUGCAGAAUGGGGUCCAUCCUCCAAGAGGCACUCUACAAGUGUGGCCAGCUCAUCACACUGUUGGCUGAGAGGUUACUAGAAAUGACUGCCAACAAUCAAGCCACAGAAGAUUUAAAGGAACAAAUGGAGCUCAAGAGACUUUAUGCAAACUGUGACCAGGAUCUGGCGUUUGCAUCUCAGCUAGUGAAACAGAACCAAAUGUCGACAGAGUUUCUGGUGGAGGCACUUCGCCUCCUCCUCCCCACCCUGCCCGAAAGCGAACUUCUAUCUAUCAUAGAUGCUCUCUGCCGCAAACAGCAAUCAGUCCCAGCGUCUGCAGAGCUGAAUCACGCAGGGUGUGCUGAGGGAUCGAAUCGCCUUCUUGCCGUCAAGCUGAGGGAUGAUGUGGUUCAUAAAAAUAUGCCGAGCUGUUCUGUGGACAGAGAGAGCCUCCGUGGAAAAAUGAAGACUCUGAUGGAAAAACUGCUCCCCAGGUCCUUUCUCCCGGCUCCAAGAGAUGAAGCGCCAGUGCUGGUUGGGGAGAAUAGUUUUACCAGAGUACAAAAGUCUGAUUCUAAACCAGCCAUGACUGAAAGCAGAGGUGUUGAUCGUCAGCAGAGUGACACCGCGAAAGUAGGGACCACAGACACAGUGAAUGAACGAUUACAGAGCUCAGCAGAGGAGCCCCUGGCUUCAGUCUGUGUCAGCACUGUACCGAGCAGCCCCGCUACUGGGGGAAGGUUGUUUGUCUUUCGAGAUGCACAUGAAUUGCCUGACAGCGUGGACGUCCCCAAGAGGAAAAAGAAAAGGAAUUUUCUCAAUCUGAAGUCAGGUUCAGUGGCUCCAACAAACCUACCUUGAGAUGUGCAGACGUUGUUGCACAUGGUUUUAUACAUGUUUGUAUAUAUACUGUGCAAGAAUGAACUCCAUAGCUCUGCUAUAAAGAAAAGAGCUAGUUUUCUGUCAAACAUGUACAGUGUUGUUUUUAAACUAAGGCAGCUCAA